AUGUUCAAGAUCGUACUUGUCUGCGCCCUUGUCGCCCUGGUGGCCGCCAACGAGGUUGCUGCGGCCAAGCAGCUGGUCAAGGGCUCUGCUGCUUCGGCUACCGGUGAUGUCGACGGUAACAUUGUAGGAGUUUACUCGUUGACCUCCCAAGACGGCGAGCAAGUCCUGUUAACUUACGCGGCCGACGAGAACGGAUUCCAGAGCAACCGCCUGCCCACUCCUCAUCCUACUCCAGAGGCCAUUGCCCGCCCCCUCGAAUGGCUGGAGUCUCACCCCUCAGCACCCUAGCAUCCCCGUCAUCACGACUUGUCACCCGGAUGCCGGGCGGACUGUUCUUCCAAAACAUAUCGCCUUAGUUGUUUAGCUGUCCUUCUGGCCUUUAAAAAAAUUAU
Messenger RNA from Drosophila yakuba, 392 nucleotides. RefSeq names its product larval cuticle protein 4. Lineage: Eukaryota; Metazoa; Arthropoda; Insecta; Diptera; Drosophilidae. The coding region runs from base 1 to 288 and encodes 95 amino acids. The transcript is spliced from 2 exons. Gene Ontology annotation, cellular component: chitin-based extracellular matrix. The record is from RefSeq and is a predicted model, not a curated record. Gene Ontology annotation, molecular function: structural constituent of chitin-based larval cuticle.